GUGCCCAUGCUGUCAACAAACUUUACUAAUUUAUACUUAGGCUCGGUGUGCUAAAAGUAAUGCUAUCAUGGAUUAGUCUAAUUUUACACAUGGUUUGAUUUGAUUUAAGAAUAUACUUGAAGUACGUUGUACAUAUUUGAUGGCUGUCAAUUUACUUUUGAGAUCGGCAACCGGCUAGUCGGCGACUGGAUGUGGUCAUGGCGCGCUGGAGAGGGAAUUUCGAAAAUUUGACGAAAUCACUCAUUACACAUUUAACAGGACUCGAGGAUGGAGAGGAAAACUUUCGACUCUGUCAGCAGUUUGCAACAUCAAACUUUAAAUUUCACCGAUUUCUAGAUGUGGACAGUCACAAAGUGACAAGAGCCUUAGAUGGAAUGCGUACAAAGUUUGAAGUACAUUCAGAGACUGAGAAAGCUAAAGCUCUGACUCUGCUGACUGAAGAUUUCUUGAAUAGUCCAAUAUUUGAAGACAAGAAUGAUGGCAAGACUGAUACACACUACUCUAUCCUGUACCUGUUGUUCCUGUUGGCGGACCACCCCACGGCAGCUGACUUUAGGCUUACUCUGCCCCAUCGUGAGGAUGAACCUGUAGAUGACUUUGACUGGUCUGCUCACCUGUUGGAUGGAGAGGAUGUGUAUCGAGGAUUAUAUGCAGAUUCUCCGACCCCCUCAGAUGAUGAGAGUUUGUCUGAUUCUGAUGAGGAUGAACAGUCUCAACGACAAAGUAAUGACGCAGUUGUCACUCAGUCUGCUGUUGUCACAGCAACACAGGACACAUCUAUGCUGGUUACACAUGAGUCUGAUGUGGUUGAAGACAAAGGAUAUGACUGGUUAAUGAAAAAUCUAGUGGUGCAAUAUUGGAAGGCAGGAGUAAGUGAAGAGGAUACUAUAGACAACCAUUUCAGUUCCAACUUGGCGAGAGAUUGGGAGUCGUACAAGUCCCGCACCAACCCCCUGUACUGUGAAGGGAGCCGCACCUUUGUCACGGAGAUCCAGGUCUUGAGAGAAGUGUUGUGGAUGAUGUCUGGUGUAGCUGACCUGUUCAUCUUCCACUACAAAGGAGGCCGCUUCAUUCUCCGUGACGACAUAUCCGUGUCCCAUCUUACUAAGGAGAGUGUAGAGAGUUUGGUUCAGCCGUUCUGCAAGCUUGGGGUCCACGUUCAGGUUCUGCAGACCUUUGUUCAGGAGAUUGUGUCCCAGAGUUGCCUUGGUCAAGAUCUCACCUCAGUGCCCAUGACCUACCAAGCUUUCACUAAGACAGUGUCCCAGUUUCUGCAGGACUUACAAACUUAUCUCUCAGGUCUAGAGAAAAGGAUCAUCAGGAAUGAAGAGGUCAUGACCCUAUCAAUGAUGUCGGUGGAGUUACACACAUGGAGUCAGAAAAUCAGCUUGGUGUACUCCCUGUAUAUCAACGGUGUGGCAGCCGCUGCUAGUCUCCCAACCAACAGUCUCAAGGCUUCUCAUCUCCUCAGUGUAUUGUACAACACUGUGCUAGAGUAUGACUCACUUGGAGAAUUCACUCCUGACAUGAUCAUGCUGUUACUGCCGAUGUGGAUGCAGACGUCUCAGCCCUAUCUGCAGAUCAUUGGAGACUGGAUCAACAAUGGCCACUUGAAUGACCCGAUGAAUGAGUUUGUUGUUCAGAGAAAUGACAAUGUAAAGUCAGUAGAUGAGACCUUCUGGGAGAAUGCUUUUGUUCUCCACAUGCCCAAGAGUUCACCAAACUCCAGUGUGCUCAGCACAACUAUUGCCCAGUUUCCAGAGCAUGAGCAGGUUUCCGUGGCAACAGCCUGGGCUCCCAAGUUCCUUCAGCCAGUUGUCAAGGAUAUUGUGUUAACAGGAAAAUCCAUGGAAGUGCUUGAACACUUGGGACAGUUAUUCCAAGUCAUAGGAAAUAAAGAUGGUAAACCAGAAUCACUAUACGACACGUUUAUGAAAUCAUUGGAGAAGACCCUUGGGUCCAAGUCACCAGCAGCUGGUAAAUCACAGAAUGGGAAAAGGGAGACAACUGUGUCUACGCCAGUCCUGACUCCACAGAUUGAACAACAGAUGAGGGGACUUGGUGUCUAUGAUCCUCUGCUGAGAAUUAACUUUGAGACAGUGUUCGGCUAUCUGCAUGUGGGCCCAGUUGAAUCUGAGGAGCACAGGGAGCUGAGGUUACUGCGGGGGCUAAAGUCUGAGAACCUACAACCAGUUGAGAUGCUGCUCCAGGAGUGUCUGUACCCACACAUACUUCGCAGAUAUCAUGUGGUGUGUGCAGAACUGGUCCGCAUCCUUAAGGAGAAGUAUCGCCUGAUGGACUUCCUUACUGCCAUGAGGAAGUUUUUCUUGAUGGAGGCAGGUGACACUAUGUUCAACUUUUACACAGACAUAUUUGACAGGAUGAAGAACAUGGAACAGUGGAGGGACCUCUCUGUGCUGAAUCUGGUCCUACACGAGGCCAUGUACGCACUCUACCCUGACGAGACAAGCAGAUUGAGCGUUACUUUAGAGACUCCUAAUGUCAAGGAGAAGUUCCCUAUAAGUGUCACUGACUGUAUCAAGCUGUCAUAUGCGGUUCCCUGGCCAGUAGACCUGGUAAUAAGCUCUCGGAGUCAGGAUAUCUACAACCAGAUCUUCUCCUUCCUCCUGCAAGUGAAGAGAGCGAAGUACUGCCUGGAGCAGCUCCGCUUCUUUGAUCUGCAGAAGGAGGACAUCUUGAAGAGCAUCCAUUUGUCUCAGUACGAGGAAGAGGAUACCACGCGUAACACUCGCAUACAUCGCAUGCAGUUGCUGAGGUUCCGCCUGCUCUACUUCGUCAACAGCCUCCACAACUACAUCAUGACCAGGAUCUUGCAGAGUACCGGGCUUGAGUUCCAGAGUGAUAUUGAGGCCAGCGUGGACCUUGACCAGAUCAUCGCUGCCCACAACAGCUACGUGAGCAAGAUACACGAGCGCUGCCUGCUGCAUCCCAAGGUGGCCUUCCUCAGGGAGGCUGUGCUCAAAGUCCUCAACCUCAUCCUCAGCUUCCACAAGGUCUGGGACCAGGGUGUGGAUGAAGUCAGCAUGAAGAUUAUUGAAGACAUGGAGCUGGAGUUUUCACGCUGUAUACAGUUCUUGGCCUCUUUCCUCAACAACGUCAUCAAGCGAGGAUCCUUCCCUCACUUGGAAUCUCUAGCGUUCUCGCUCAUCACGUCAAUGGAAUACAAGGGGAGGUAACUCUUGACGGAACAUUAGAGGAGUUGGCCACAGUGAAAAAAGUGCUAUGCAAUGACUGUUUGAACUAAAAUCUCUGUGAUGGUUGUUAUGCAUGAAGAGUGACAAGGUCUUACAACAUGUAUGUAUGUAUAUAGAUAGAGUUUUGGAGACCUAUUUGUUUUGUAUAUUAAUACAAUGUGAAUGCGUUUGUAUAAAAUGUAUAAUAAAAUUUAUCAAGUAUGAAA
This is a messenger RNA of Haliotis rubra (blacklip abalone), 3421 nucleotides long. RefSeq names its product gamma-tubulin complex component 5-like. Gene Ontology annotation, molecular function: microtubule minus-end binding; gamma-tubulin binding. Lineage: Eukaryota; Metazoa; Mollusca; Gastropoda; Lepetellida; Haliotidae. Bases 198 to 3197 code for a protein of 999 amino acids. Gene Ontology annotation, biological process: mitotic cell cycle; microtubule nucleation; cytoplasmic microtubule organization. Gene Ontology annotation, cellular component: centrosome; gamma-tubulin complex; spindle pole. The transcript is spliced from 22 exons. The record is from RefSeq and is a predicted model, not a curated record.